Erinaceus europaeus (western European hedgehog) is the source of this 4247-nucleotide messenger RNA. It is a transcript of the gene TAF2, whose product is annotated as TATA-box binding protein associated factor 2. The record is from RefSeq and is a predicted model, not a curated record. The transcript has 25 exons. Lineage: Eukaryota; Metazoa; Chordata; Mammalia; Eulipotyphla; Erinaceidae. Gene Ontology annotation, biological process: transcription initiation at RNA polymerase II promoter. Bases 251 to 3733 code for a protein of 1160 amino acids. Gene Ontology annotation, molecular function: transcription cis-regulatory region binding; chromatin binding; RNA polymerase II general transcription initiation factor activity. Gene Ontology annotation, cellular component: transcription factor TFIID complex.
UCGGAGGUCAGGAUAAAUAACAUGCCGACUGACGGUUUCUCUCCACGGUGAGGAGCGAUGUGGCCCUGACGGGAGCAUCGCUAAGGCAGCUGAGAGACCCUUGCGAAGGGGGAGUUGGGGAGACCGUGGCUUCGGAUCGGCCGAUCGUGUGUGGCUGUGGAGGCAGCCCUGGAAGCCCCGCGGAGGCGACGUCUGUAAUGCUCCGCACUUAGCGAGGAAGCCGGGAAGCCGCACUGGGCGCGAUCGCUUCAUGCCGCCGACUGAUUUGGAGCCCGCCAGAAUGAACAGGAAGAAAGGAGACAAGGGCUUUGAAAGCCCGAGACCAUAUAAAUUAACCCAUCAGGUCGUCUGUAUCAACAACAUCAACUUUCAGAGGAAAUCCGUCGUGGGAUUUGUGGAACUAACUAUUUUUCCCACAGUUGCAAACUUGAAUAGAAUCAAACUGAACAGCAAACAGUGUAGAAUAUACCGAGUAAGGAUCAACGAUUUAGAAGCUGCUUUCAUUUAUAAUGACCCAACCUUGGAAGUUUGUCACAAUGAGUCAAAACAGAGAAAUCUCAAUUAUUUUUCCAAUGCUUAUGCAGCUGCAGUUAGUGCUGUGGAUCCUGAUGCGGGAAAUGGAGAACUUUGCAUUAAGGUUCCAUCAGAGUUAUGGAAACACGUCGAUGAACUAAAGGUUCUAAAGAUACAUAUCAACUUUUCUUUGGAUCAGCCAAAAGGAGGCCUUCAUUUUGUGGUGCCCAAUGUAGAGGGAAGUAUGGCAGAAAGAGGAGCUCAUGUUUUCUCUUGCGGGUAUCAAAAUUCUACAAGAUUCUGGUUCCCAUGUGUUGAUUCAUACUCAGAGUUAUGUACAUGGAAAUUGGAAUUUACAGUUGAUGCUGCAAUGGUGGCUGUCUCCAAUGGAGAUUUGGUGGAGACUGUAUACACUCAUGACAUGAGAAAGAAGACCUUCCAUUACAUGCUUACCAUUCCAACAGCAGCAUCAAAUAUCUCCUUGGCUAUUGGACCUUUUGAAAUACUUGUAGACCCAUAUAUGCAUGAAGUUACUCAUUUUUGUCUACCCCAACUUCUUCCAUUGCUUAAACAUACCACAUCAUAUCUUCAUGAGGUGUUUGAAUUUUAUGAAGAAAUUCUUACAUGUCGAUAUCCAUAUUCCUGCUUUAAGACUGUAUUCAUUGACGAAGCCUAUGUUGAAGUGGCUGCCUAUGCUUCCAUGAGCAUUUUUAGUACAAAUCUUUUGCAUAGUGCCAUGAUUAUAGAUGAGACACCUUUGACUAGAAGGUGUUUAGCUCAGUCCUUGGCCCAGCAGUUUUUUGGAUGCUUCAUAUCCAGAAUGUCUUGGUCUGAUGAAUGGGUACUGAAGGGAAUUUCAGGUUACAUUUAUGGACUUUGGAUGAAAAAAACUUUUGGUGUUAAUGAAUACCGCCAUUGGAUAAAAGAGGAGCUAGACAAAAUAGUGGCAUAUGAACUGAAAACUGGUGGAGUUUUACUACAUCCCAUAUUUGGUGGAGGAAAAGAAAAGGAUAAGUAUGUUUAUUAUCCUGAAGUUUUCAAUAAAUUGCUAAGUUUGGCUAGUACUGCUUCAUCUCAGAAGUUCCAGUCACAUAUGUGGAGUCAGAUGUUGGUGUCUACAUACGGAUUUUUGAAGUCUAUCUCCAAUGUCUCUGGGAAAGAUAUUCAGCCUUUAAUAAAGCAAUGGGUAGACCAGAGUGGAGUAGUAAAAUUUUAUGGGAGUUUUGCAUUUAAUAGAAAACGAAAUGUAUUGGAAUUAGAAAUAAAGCAAGACUAUACAUCUCCUGGAACUCAGAAAUAUGUGGGACCACUUAAAGUGACUGUGCAGGAAUUAGAUGGAUCUUUCAACCAUACAUUGCAAAUUGAAGAGAACAGCCUUAAACAUGACAUACCUUGUCAUUCCAAAAGCAGGAGAAACAAGAAGAAAAAAAUUCCACUGAUGAAUGGAGAAGAAGUUGACAUGGAUCUUUCUGCAAUGGAUGCUGAUUCUCCUUUGCUGUGGAUAAGGAUAGAUCCAGAUAUGUCUGUACUGAGGAAGGUAGAAUUUGAGCAGGCUGAUUUUAUGUGGCAGUAUCAGCUCCGCUAUGAAAGGGAUGUUGUCGCACAGCAGGAGUCUAUUUUGGCCUUGGAGAAGUUUCCUACUCCAGCAUCUCGUCUUGCACUCACUGACAUAUUAGAACAAGAGCAGUGUUUCUACCGAGUAAGGAUGUCAGCUUGCUUCUGUCUUGCAAAGAUUGCAAAUUCAAUGGUGAGCACAUGGACAGGACCACCAGCUAUGAAGUCACUCUUUACUAGAAUGUUUUGUUGUAAAACUUGUCCAAACAUUGUGAAAACAAACAACUUUAUGAGCUUUCAAAGUUAUUUUCUACAGAAGACUAUGCCAGUUGCAAUGGCUUUGUUGAGAGAUGUUCACAACCUAUGUCCAAAGGAAGUCUUAACAUUUAUUUUAGACUUAAUCAAAUACAAUGACAACCGAAAGAAUAAGUUUUCAGAUAACUAUUACCGUGCAGAAAUGAUUGAUGCCCUUGCCAACUCUGUUACACCUGCAGUCAGUGUGAAUAAUGAAGUUCGAACUUUGGAUAACUUAAAUCCAGACGUGCGACUUAUUCUUGAAGAAAUUACCAGAUUUUUGAAUAUGGAAAAACUUCUUCCAAGUUAUAGGCAUACCAUCACUGUCAGUUGUUUGAGAGCUAUCCGAGUGCUUCAGAAGAAUGGUCACGUGCCAAGUGAUCCAGCUCUGUUUAAAUCUUAUGCAGAAUAUGGGCACUUUGUGGACAUUAGGAUAGCAGCUUUGGAAGCAGUUGUUGAUUAUACUAAAGUGGACAGGAGUUAUGAAGAACUUCAGUGGUUACUUAAUAUGAUUCAGAAUGACCCUGUACCAUAUGUAAGACAUAAGAUUCUAAAUAUGUUGACUAAGAAUCCACCAUUUACUAAGAACAUGGAAUCCCCCUUAUGCAAUGAAGCCUUGGUAGAUCAGCUUUGGAAACUUAUGAAUUCUGGUACAUCACAUGACUGGAGAUUACGGUGUGGUGCUGUGGACUUGUACUUCACACUGUUUGGCCUCAGUAGACCCUCUUGCUUACCCUUGCCAGAGCUUGGGUUGGUACUUAAUCUAAAAGAGAAGAAGGCUGUCUUGAAUCCCACCAUAAUACCAGAAGUUAUAGCAGGUAGUCAAGAAGCGACAAUGAAUCCAAGCAGUCAUGCACAGCUAGUUGGAUUUCAGAAUCCUUUUUCAAGUUCUCAAGAUGAAGAAGAGAUUGAUAUGGACACUGUUCAUGAUAGCCAGGCUUUCAUUUCUCAUCAUUUGAACAUGCUUGAAAGACCAUCAACUCCAGGGCUCUCUAAGUAUAGGCCAGCUAGUUCCAGGCCUACUAUAAUACCUCAGCACCCAUCGGGCUGUGAUGGCACACCUAGUACAAAACCCCAAUGGAAUAUGGAGUUUUCACGAAAAGGAACAGGUAGAGAACAGUCACCUUUGGAGAUGAGCAUGCAUCCAGCAGCAGCAACGCCACUUUCAGUGUUUACUAAGGAAUCUACAUCUUCCAAACACAGUGACCACCAUCACCACCACCAUCAUGAGCACAAGAAGAAGAAGAAGAAGCACAAACAUAAGCACAAACACAAACAUAAGCAUGACAGUAAAGAAAAGGACAAGGAACCGUUUACUUUCUCUAGCCCUGCCAGUGGCAGAUCAAUUCAUUCACCUUCUCUCUCAGACUAAGAGGGAAGAAAAAAAAAAAGACUUUACUCUCAUUGUUCAGGAGAAUGUAUAUAAUAAAAGCUGUCUUCUGUAAGAUAUGAUAAAAAGAGAAGGGGGGAAAUAAGUUGCCUCUGUCAUAGAAAUUCAUCAUUUGAUUUAUAGUAUUUUUUAUAUACUUAGGAUCUUAUGAUUAAAAAAAAGUGUUACAUAGUUCUGAAUGAACCAUUUCAUCUCAUUUCUUCCAUAAAACACCCAAGCAAACUUCGUAAAGGCCCUCAGAUCCAUUGGCAGCUUCACAUUCACAUUCUACUCUCCAUGUGCACAGCCAAAGUCAAUUAUGUUUUAAAGCCUUUGGUGGAUGUUGUGGGGGCAAAGUUACGUCUUAAACAGAAGCUACUGCCAAGACUGUGGUAAGACCACUAUUUCCAUUGAUAUAUUGUAUUUGGAACUACUACUAAAAAAAAAAAAGACUUUUCUACAGGGAUCUUCUCUGUUGCACUGGGUGUGUGUAUGUUACUAUAAACUUAACAUCUGA